Messenger RNA from Sciurus carolinensis (gray squirrel), 7331 nucleotides. RefSeq names its product caspase 10 (gene Casp10). Gene Ontology annotation, molecular function: protein binding; cysteine-type endopeptidase activity. Lineage: Eukaryota; Metazoa; Chordata; Mammalia; Rodentia; Sciuridae. The transcript is spliced from 10 exons. Bases 146 to 1708 code for a protein of 520 amino acids. The record is from RefSeq and is a predicted model, not a curated record. Gene Ontology annotation, biological process: proteolysis; negative regulation of extrinsic apoptotic signaling pathway via death domain receptors.
GAGAAGCAGGGUUUGGGUUCUCUCUUCCCGCGCAGAUGGAAGCUUCCUUGGACCUCAGAGCGCACCAACAAUUCUAGUUUCUUUAAAACUUCGUGUUCAGGCAAUUUUUAACCUCCAGAGGCUUGGUGGAACUACAGCCGAAGACAUGAUGGCUACAACUCAAGAUCAAAAUCCGGGUUCUAGUUCAGAUGAAAACUGUCUAUGGAGAUUUCGAGAGAAGCUUCUGGCUAUUGAUGAAGAACUGAAGGUUCAAGAUGUGGAAAGCCUAAAGUUUCUCUGCAUAGGCUUCAUCUCCCAGAAUAAGCUGGAAAAGUCCAGCUCGGCCUUGGAUCUUUUUGAUCACCUUAUGGCGCGGGAGUUGCUAAGUGUGAAAGAAACCUUCUUCCUGGCAGAACUCCUCUAUACCAUCAAGCAGAAUCGUCUGCUGCAUCACCUCGGCUACACCAAAAAGCAGGUGGAGGGUUUGCUCCCCACCCAAAGGAAGCUCUCUCUGUUCAGGAAACUGCUCUUUGAACUGUCAGAAGGCAUUGGUGAAGAGAAUUUGAAAGACAUCAUCUUCCUGCUAGGAGAUAACAUUCCCAAAACCCCGAUGACUUCUCUAAGUUUAUUGGACUAUCUAGAAAAAAAAACUGAAAUAGAUGAAGAUAAUCUGAUUAUACUGGAGAAAGCUUUUCAAAAGAUUCUACCUUGCCUUAUAAAGAAGAUAGAGAACUAUAAAAGAGAGAAAGCUGCCCAGGAAGCAACACCUCCUGUGGACAAAGAAACUGAGUCAUUGCAUCAAGGAGAGGAAGGAAUAUUUUCCCCAUCAGACAUUAAACAGUUCUAUGGAGCCCUACCAGAGGUACCGUGGCAAAAUGAGCACUCAAGGAAUCAUGGCAAUGGAGCAGCAAAUGCUGUACCAAUCCCUGUGUCCGGGGCGACGUUGGGAGCAUCUAACACCCUUGGUUCUGAAACCUGGACAAAGGAGACAAGUAUGUACAGGAUGGAUCGGAAGCACAGAGGCCACUGUGUCAUUAUCAACAAUCAUAGAUUUACCUCUUCGUAUGAUAGACCAGGAACCCAUAAAGAUGCUGAGAGCCUACAGCUUGUGUUUGAGUGGCUUGGGUUCACAACACACAGACAUGAUGAUGUGACUAAAGGAGUCAUGGACAAAAUUCUGCAGGAGUAUAAGAGUCAUCCAGGCCAUGAUGAUGGAGACUGUUUUGUGUUCUGCAUUCUGACCCAUGGGGAAUUUGGAGCAGUCUACUCUUCAGAUGGGGUCCUAAUUCCUAUUCGGGAGAUCACACAUCACUUCACAGCCUAUCAGUGCCCCGGGCUGGCUCGAAAACCAAAACUCUUUUUCAUCCAGGCCUGUCAAGGGACAGAGAUACAACCUUCUGUGUUCAUUGAAGCAGAUGCUCAGAAUUGUGAGCAACUUUCCCUUCAGGAUAGUGUUCCCAAUGAGGCAGACUUCUUGCUUGGUCUGGCCACUGUCCCAGGUUAUGUGUCCUUUCGACACAUACAAAAUGGCAGCUGGUAUAUUCAGUCUCUGUGCAAGCAUCUGAAGAAGUUGGUCCCAAGACAGGAAGACAUCUUAUCCAUCCUCACUGCUGUCAACGAUGAUGUGAGUCAACAGAUGUGCAGAGAUGGAACACGGAGACAGAUACCCCAGCCUGCUUUCACACUAAGGAAAAAAAUAGUGUUCCCUGUACCACGACUGUUAUUGUAGAGAGUUUUCAUUGACUCCUAGACAUGAAUGGAAACUUUGGUUAUGUCCUCCAGCCUCCCUUCCAGUAUAGGAAUUAGUGAUAGGUGGUGAGUUGGUCUCCACCUGUCAUUCUAGCAAUAGGAAAUACCUUGUUUGAUGACACAGUCAAUUCUACCUUUUUUUUCUUUUGACAAGUCUAGAUGUUAGAAAACUUUCUUUAUUGAUUGAAGACUUGGGUUGUAACCUUGGUUUUGGGUGUGUACUCCAAAGAACAAAUAACUGACCUUGGUUUGUGCAUCUGUGAAAUGCAAGGUGGGAUCAGGUACAUUUUCAGAUUCCUUCAAGUUCUAAGAACCAUUAGCCUAGACUGAGCUUGACUUUCCUCUCUAGAUGACUGCAGCUUGAUUAUAAUUCUGUGUCCUCUCUGCAUGGCCCUGGAUAUUGGAUGAUGAGAUUAUGAUGCACCUUCCCUCUUCUAUCCCCCUUCCUAAGCUUCUCUUCUGCACAUGUAGUAAGGGGAAUCUGGUCUAUGCCACAGCCCAUCUCCUGAUUUAGUGUAGGGAAGGUGCUUAUGCAGGAACUGUUUUACUUGGGCUGGGCAGAGGUUUGGUUCUAGGAAGAAGACACCUCAGGGGGAAGACAGACAUACUCAGCUGCUUUAGAAACAGAAACUUCAUAACCUGAUGUCACAUUCUCUGUUGCUCAAAAAUUUUUCAGGUGCUGGUGACACAACACCCAAAUCAAACUGACUAAAGCAAAGCAGGGAAUUUUUAUUCCUCCCUUUUUUUCUUGGAAACCCACAAGUCAGUAGCACUGGCUUCAGGCGACUCUUGAAUCAGUACUCAGUCUACAAGGCAGCACUUGUCUGUUCAUUUGCUGUUCUCAGGUUGGCAACUGUGCUCUGUGGACUGCAGUCAACAGCUCCACCUUAUCACUAGUACACAGUGCUCCUCUGCUCCAAAGAUGAGGAAUGAGGUCACCUCAGGGAUAGGAGUUGUUCAUAGGGAUCGUUGGACCCUCUCUGACCAGAGGGAUGUCUGACGAUGCCUGGAGGGGCUGACUUUGUAUAGAAGCCAUGAUAAUUUUUACAUUAAGGUUUUAAACAUGUCCUUGAAUGUUUUUCUCAAUUCCAAGAGGAAAUUUUUUUCUUUUUAAUUCCUGGGAACAUAUUUUGAAUCCUUGAAGGCUUGACCUAAGAAAAGGAUGGAAAAUUUUGUGGUAAAGUCUUUGUUUAUUGAUGAAGAAGCUGAGGCAAUUUGCUUACAGUCCUUCAGCCAGUCAUUGCUUACAGAAUUCCAUUUCCCACUCCAGUGGACUGUAAUGUCACGGGGCCUGACAGGAUAUUAUAUUUCUUUGAAUAUGCAGAUGCUUAUAAAAGGUGUUAAGGAAUGAAGAAAAAUAACUCUCAGAGGUGCUUGACUUCAUAAUUAUUUAUAUGAAAAUCCAAUUCAUAGUGAAUUUGCUGUGAGAAGUAUUCCUAAAUACCCUGUUAUAAUGUAACUGAUCAUUGCAGGGACUUGAAUGUAGCUUGAUUACGGAAAUAAACCCAAUACCUAUGUUAGGAUGAUCUUGCAAAAUCCUUGUUCAAACUGAUCAAGGAUAAAAGCUGGUCAUCAUAGUAUUUGUCUAGUUGUAUACACAUAGCCUUUGGCUGUUUAACAGUCUUUUUCAAUGAAGUUUGGUGUGGUAUAAAGGAAAUAACAAAGGAUCUGAAAAUUGAGGCCUUGGAUUUCCAUUUCACCCUACAAAACUCUAUGCUCUGAAACAGUUGCUAGAUCAGAUUUUUUUUGAGCCUUCUCUGUUGUAGAAAAUAAUAACUGUUGGGAAGAUGAAAGAAUGUGUAUCUGUAUACGCACUUAAAUUCAACUGUGACAUGUACAUGCAUGACUUUUAGGUGGUGGAGUUCUCUGGUAGUAUUCUAAGUGGAAAUAGCAGGACUUGAGUUCCUUUGUGCUUAAUUUCAGUUAAUUUCACUAGCAGCACACUAGCAAUAGCCCCUGACAUCCUCUGAGUGAGGAGCCAGGUCUCCCUUAACUGGACAUCAUGAGAUGUCCCCAGCAGCAGAAGGCCUUUUGGCUUGAGUCCAGUUGAUAAAAUUUUCAACAGUUGAUGAAAUCUUCAGCAGCAGUUGGGGGCUGAUGUUCAAGUCCAGGGCCUGAGAUUUAUUUCACAUUUUGGUAUCGUUGGAACCUAGUGCAUAUAGAUUGUUUAAAUUCUGAUCAGAAAAUUUUCCAUGAACUUUGUAGAGGCCUCCAGCAAGCAACUUUAGGAAUUCCUGGGCUGAGUCAUGGAUAUAUACAGUCACCAGGGGUACAGUCAUUCUUGACUCAUUUCUCCUACUCAGGGCAUGUGCACCCUCCAAGAAGGUGCAAAACAUAUUUAUCUGUGUUUAAGUGUCUGUGUGAAUUUAAAGUCCAGGAAUAACAGGUUGUUUGGUGAUAGCUAUUUGAGAGUGGCUACAGCCAUUGUUGGUCCAGACUUAAAUGAAGGAAAUGGGAAAAUUGAGUGAAGUUCUUACAUAUUUUGCACAGUCAUGCUCAACCUACAAGAGUUUUAGUUAUUAUUUUUUUCCUUUCUGUUCUCUCAUUCUUUCACAAAAGUUUGGGUACUGUCACACAAAAUCAAAAGACAUGAAAACAGUCAAAAAGGUAUUAUGCAAUUGUAUAGUUAUUUAAUACUAAUUCUACUGAUUAAAUUCUACUGAUUUAAUAUGAAUUCUAUUAAUAACUGAUUAUUAUUAUGAGAGCUACUGGUAGGACAUCCUACUGACCUCACUUCAGGGGGCCAGUGGGGGCGGGUGGGUUUGAUAUCUUGCGGCUUACUCUUAACGAACACUGUAUUUCACUAGUGCUCAGGUAAUGUUACACAUCUGAGCAAAUGGUGUCUUAUGAGUACUGACCCAUUAAAGCAGACCCUGGCAGGUGUAACACAGUGGUUCAUGCUGCUGAUUUGCAGCCCUUUUUUCAUGAUUAAGUCUCCAUGAAGAUAAACCAACUUAGACGUUUACCUCGUUUUACAGGCAAUCUUUGUGCCAUACAUUCACUCAGAUAACUUUCUAAGUGAUCCAGGCAAAUUGUUUUCAACCUAGAAUACUUGGGUCCUUGGAGUAUUUGUGAAUUUAUUCUUAGGGUCUAUGAGCUCUCCAUCUUCUUUUUCAAUUUUUAUUUUGAAAAAAAUAAAAUAAUUUCAAAAAAUUAUUUUUUCCCAAUAAUCUUUAAAAAUUAAUAGAUAGGUGUCUGGGCUCUUUUGACUGUUUCAGAUUUGAGUACUGACACACAAUUUCUGUGCAGACAUUCUGGUACCCACAGAAAAUAAUGAAAUUUACCUUGAACUGUUAAUAUAGAUGGAUGGGUGUCAGAUUAUUGUCAGGAGCCAGUAGUUAAUCCAUUUGGUACUACUCCAACUCAUCCUCUCUUUCCAUGAUCAACGUCUACUUUACAGUCCUUCACCUCUGCUUAAGUCUUCCAAGGAGGAAGUGGGGUCAUACCACAAGUGGGGUCAUGGAGCUGGGAGUUUUAAAGGACCCCAGUGACCUCAUUGUCCAGGACUCAGAGUGUUAAACAACUCACAAAAGUAUCAUAGCCAUUAGUGGAGGAUUUGCUCUGGUGUGUAUCUGUGGAUUUGCAAUCUUAUGCCUCCAAGUCACUUGGUCUCCUUUUGGCAGCUUUAAUUGUUCUUUAUUCCUGUUGAACUGGAACCAAUUUAAAAACCACUUGUUCUCAUUCUAAACUUGGGCCAUACAAAAUAAGAGUAACUGUCCUCUGGUGAGGUAUGUUUGUGAAAAAUCAUUGAUCUUUUUCUGGUAUGGUGUGUGUCUUAUAGAAGGUCUACAGAUUGCCCUUAAGGAUUGGUAUGAAUAUACUAUAUAGUUAUAGCUUUGCAUAGGAACUAAAAUUUUAAGUUUAGUUUUUAUUUUAAAUGGAACUCUAAAAAAAUUUUAAAAAUGGGACCCUCUUAAAAAUGCUAAAGGAGCUCUCUGCUUCCUGAUGAUCAUGUGAACUACUUCCCUCUACCACGUUCUUCCUCCAUGACCUUCUGCCUCACCUUGAGCCCUCAGGAAUGGAGCCAGCCUUCUAUGGAUUAAGACCUCUGAAACCAUGAGCCCUUAAAUAAAACUUGUCCUCCUCUACAUAUAUUCUGAUAGAGUCCUUUAGUCACAGCGGUGAAAAAGCUGACUAAAACAGAAAUUGUUACUGUGAAGUCGUUACUGUGAUUAACCUGACCAUGUGGUUCUGAAGCUUUUUGAGCCUUUUGGAAUUGGUGGGAGGAAUUUUGAGAUGUUUAGCUGUGUAAGCUGGAAAUGUUUUAGGUUGUUGUAAGCAGAGCUUAAUGACUGAUUCUGGUGGGAGCUCAGACCAGAAUGCCAAUAGGACUGUGGACUAUGAAGACAGGGCUCAAGAGGGUUUAGAGGAAAAGGAGAACACUAUGAUAAUUUGACUAGAGGACAUUCCCAUUAUGUUCUGACUGAGAAGUUGUCUGUAUUUUGCCCAUGUCCUGAGACUUUCUGUGAGGCUUAUUUUAAAAGCGAUGAACUUCUUAAUCUGGUGGAGGAAAUUUCUAGGCAGCAUAGCAUUCAGGCAGUGGCAUGGAUAUUGCUGGCAGCUUUUAGCCAAACUUAUUGUGAUAAUCAGGAGCAGAAAACAGAGCAGAAAGAUUUGGAAAGCAUGGACUUAAAAGGUGGGAGUAAAACUAGGGCUAAGGAAGUUGCAGUUGUUGUAGACAUUACGACCACUAAAGAAAUGUCAAACACUUUGCUCAGAGACAAGGAGAAAGGUGGUUUGAGGACAUCUCAGGAAUUGGCAAGACCACACCCAUUUCAGACUCAAAGAAGUAAAAGUAAAAAUUCUCUUGAGACAAGACCAGUGGGGAAUUCUUCUUGUACAAGGGGGCCUAGAAAGUUUUUUCAAUAUGAUCAGCCACCCAGGCACUCAGAGUUUGCUGCAGCCAGGGCCCCUGGAGACUUGGCUACUGCUUGAGAUGGCUUCAAUCACAUGGUGCUGGUUCUGAAGGAAUACAGGAUGUUGGAGCUAGGGGGUCAUGGAGGCUUCCACCAAGAUUUCAAAGAAAGACCUUGGAGGCCAGGUAAGGUGCAGCAGUGUCAGAGUCCCUGCAGGCAUCCCCUGAGAAGACAAAGCACAGAGAUGUAUGGAGGAAGCCAAAGCUGCAGUGGAGACCCCCAAGAUUAAGAAAUGCUAGUGAUAUGGGACACCAUCUUAGGAAAACUGUAGGAAUUGAGCAGAGACAAGCCAACAGAAAGGCCACUUGGGCUGCACCCAAAAAGGCCACAGGGGAAGAACUACCAAGCCCUUUGGAGAGGGCAUCAUGCCAUAUGCUCCAGAUGCCAGAUGCAGAACUACAGGACUUGUUUGGAUUUUGGUCUUGCUUUGGUCCCAUUCCUUCCUUCUAUGCCCCUGUUUUUGUGAAUGGAAAUGUUUACGCAUAUCUUUAUAUAUUGGAUAUCUGUAAAUUGUUUUUAAUUUUACAUGAGCUCACAAUGUGAGAUUGUUUUGAGCAAGACUUUGGACUUGAGCUUUGAGCAAUCUUGGAACUAUUGAGACUAUGGGGACUCUUAGAAAUGAACAAAAUGUAUUUGUGUGAACUUUGGGGGGCCAGGGGCAGAAUAUUAUGGUUUGGAUGUGAAGUG